Molecule: messenger RNA, 5238 nt
Organism: Electrophorus electricus (electric eel)
Lineage: Eukaryota; Metazoa; Chordata; Actinopteri; Gymnotiformes; Gymnotidae
Gene: abcc8
Product: ATP-binding cassette, sub-family C (CFTR/MRP), member 8
Biological process (GO): potassium ion transport; transmembrane transport
Cellular component (GO): membrane
Molecular function (GO): ABC-type transporter activity; ATP binding; ATP hydrolysis activity
Source: RefSeq, a predicted model, not a curated record
CACAGGCUGCCGGUGCAGACUACAUGUGUGCCUAACAGUCUGAGUCUGGGAGCGCACGGCACUGCCAGACUUCGUCCCUCAUCCCGGCCGAUUCCGAUGAGGAAUUUUAACACCUGAUUUCAGCACCAUGGUCAGCGCCACCGAGCGCGGAAUGUGAGCGCACGCCGCGGUAGCUCAGUCUCAUCGAUCGGCAGAAUUCAUGGAGCCAAACGACGCGUUUCUUCAGAUUUAGUGCUGGAGGUGUUUUAAAUCGAUCCGUUGGGGGUGAUUCGCACGAGAUUUGCUUUGGGAAGAAGCGGGAUUUUGAUAUCAGGAUGAUUUCACGCUACAGACCGACCCUGAGCUCCACCAUGUCCCUGUCCUUCUGCGGCAGCGAAAACAACUCGGCUGCCUACAACGUGGACAGCGGCGUGCUGAACAACGGCUGCUUCCUGGAUGCCCUCACCGUGGUGCCCCACGUUUUCCUGCUCUUCAUCACCUUCCCCAUCCUCUUCAUCGGAUGGGGCAGCCAGAGCUCCAAGGUUCACAUCCAUCACAGCACCUGGCUGCAUUUCCCUGGACACAACCUUCGAUGGGUCCUUACCUUCAUCCUCCUCUUUGUGCUGGUGUGUGAGAUUGCCGAGGGCAUCGUGUCUGAUGGGUUCACUCAGUCUCUGCAUCUACACCUGUACAUGCCUGCAUGCCUGGCGUUCAUGGCCGCCAUCACGUCCAUCGUCUACUACCAUAACAUAGAGACGUCCAACUUUCCCAAGCUCCUGCUGACAUUGCUCAUUUACUGGAUCUUGGCAUUUAUCACAAAGACCAUCAAGUUUGCCAAGUACACAGAGCAUGGCAUUGGCCCGAGACAGCUGCGCUUCUGUCUGACGGGCCUCCUGGUCGCGCUCUACGGCCUGCUCCUGGCACUGGAGAUCAACGUGAUCCUGGGGAGGCGCUACGUGUGUUUCACCCACCCCACGGAGGUAAAGCCUCCCGAGGACCUACAGGACCUGGGUGUGCGUUUCCUGCAGCCAUUCGUCAACCUGCUGUCCAAGGGCACGUACUGGUGGAUGAACACUUUUAUCACCGCCGCCCACAGACGCCCCAUUGACCUGAAAGUCAUCGGCAAGCUGCCCAUCGCCAUGAGGGCCCUCACUAAUUACCUGAAGCUACGCAAGGCCUUUGAGGCCCAGAAGAGGCCUGAUGGACCCCAGCCCCACGGACCCCGGUGGAUCUGGCGGGCGCUGCGCCAGGCCUUUGGGAAGCCCCUGAUCCUGAGCAUCACCUUCCGCUUCCUGGCCGACCUGCUGGGCUUCGUCGGCCCACUCUGCAUCUCGGGCAUAGUGCACCACAUCAGCAAGGAGAACCACACCAUCCAGCCCCCGGCCCAGUGGCUGGGGAUCUAUUUCAUCUCCUCGGAGGAGUUCCUGGCCAAUGCCUACGUGCUGGCCGUGUUGCUCUUCUUCGCGCUGCUUCUCCAGAGGACCUUCCUGCAGGCCUCCUACUAUGCGGCCAUCCAGACCGGUAUCAAUCUGAGAGGAGCCAUGCAGACAAAGAUCUACAAUAAGAUCAUGCGCCUCUGCACCUCUAACAUGUCCAUGGGGGAGAUGACGGUGGGCCAGAUCUGCAACCUGGUGGCCAUCGACACCAACCAACUGAUGUGGUUCUUCUUUCUGUGUCCCAACUUAUGGGCCAUGCCGGUACAGAUCAUAGUGGGGGUGAUCCUGCUCUACUACCUCCUGGGAAUAAGUGCCUUGAUCGGGGCCACUGUCAUCGCCAUCCUGGCCCCUGUACAGUACUUUGUGGCUACCAAACUGUCAAAAGCACAAAAGAGCACCUUGGAGUACUCCAGCGAGCGGCUGAAGAAGACCAACGAGCUGUUGCGUGGCAUCAAGCUACUGAAGCUCUAUGCCUGGGAGCACAUCUUCUGCUCCAGCGUGGAGGAGACCAGAGACAAAGAGCUCACCAGUCUGAAGGCCUUCGCCCUCUACACGUCCGUCUCCAUAUUUAUGAAUGCCGCUAUCCCCAUCGCAGCAGUUCUUACUACGUUUGUGGUCCACGUGCACCUGUCAGAUGAUGCAGACUUGUCUCCAGCUGUGGCGUUCGCCUCACUCUCUCUGUUCCACAUCCUGGUCACACCCCUCUUCCUGCUGUCAAGUGUGGUCCGCUCCACAGUUAAAGCUCUGGUCAGCGUGCAGAAGCUGGGUGAGUUCUUCUCCAGCGAUGAGAUUGGAGAGGAGCAAGAGCCCAAGGCCACCAUUCCAGCCGGCUGCACCAACCACAGCAACUACCAGGCCCUGCCCCUGAAGGUCGUGAAUCGUAAGUACCCAGUGCGAGAAGACUGGAACAGCUAUGGGCUGCAGAGUGAGCAGAACACGGAAGCGUCUGCGCUGGACAGUGAGGAUAUCUGUAUCAAGAUAACCAACGGAUAUUUCAGUUGGACUGAUGGUGCCCCCACACUUUCCAAUGUGGACAUAAAAAUUCCAUUUGGUCAGCUGACUAUGAUAGUGGGUCAGGUGGGCUGUGGGAAGUCCUCCCUCUUACUGGCUGCACUGGGAGAAAUGCAAAGAAUGUCUGGCUCAGUCACCUGGAACAGUAUUCCAAAACUGGAUUCAGAAGCACAUGAAAGCCCAGAUGCACCUGCUGAUGAUGAAAUUAGGAAAAGAGGGCCAGUGGCGUAUGCUUCCCAGAAGCCCUGGCUUCUCAACACCUCUGUGGUGGAAAACAUUACCUUUGAGAUGCCUCUGAUCAAACAGAGGUAUAAGGCAGUGAUCGAAGCAUGCUCUCUGCAGCCAGACAUCGACAUUCUACCACAGGGGGACCAAACAGACAUCGGAGAGAGGGGGAUCAUCCUGUCUGGAGGCCAGAGACAGCGCAUCAGUGUGGCCCGCGCUCUCUACCAGACCACCAACGUGGUUUUCCUGGACGACCCGUUCUCGGCGCUGGACAUUCACCUGAGCGACCACCUGAUGCAGGAAGGCAUUCUGAAACUGCUCCGCGAGGAGAAAAGGACCGUGGUGCUGGUCACCCACAAACUGCAGUACCUACCUCACGCAGACUGGAUCAUCGCGAUGAAGGACGGGACGAUACAGACUGAGGGGACACUAAAGGACGUCCAGAACUCCGAGCCGGAGCUGUUUGCGCAUUGGAAGGCCCUCAUGCAUCGUCAGGACCAGGAGUUCCAGAAGGAGACGGUGGCAGAAAGCGCCACCGUACUGGAAAGGAAGAACCUUAGGAGAGCCAUGUACUCCAGAGAGGCACUGAAGACUGAGGAAGAGGAGGAGGCCCUGGGGACCGCACUCACUCCUGAAGCAGAGGAGUCGGCAGAGAGCGAGGGCGAGGACAGCCUGUCACAGGCCAUGCGACGGCGGACCACCAUCCCCUGGCGCUCGUGCGGCAGGUACCUGGGCUCGGCCGGCCUGCUGCUCCUCCCCCUCCUGCUGCUCUCGCAGAUGCUCAAGCACUCGCUCAUGGUGGCCAUCGACGUGUGGCUCGCGCACUGGACCUCCGACGUCAUCCGCGCCAAGAUCGACGCCGCGCGACCCAACUGCACGCUGGGGCAGGACUGUGGGUUGAGUCAUUCCUCGUACCUGCUGGUCUUCAGUGUGCUCUGCUGUCUGGGCAUCGUGCUGUGUCUGGUCACAUCCGUGGCCGUGGAGUGGACAGGCCUGCGCGUGGCCAAAGAGCUGCACCACAACAUGCUGAAGAACAUCAUCGUCGCCCCCAUGAGACUAUUUGAGACGACUCCUUUGGGAAGCCUUCUGAACCGAUUCUCGGCUGACACAAACACCGUAGACCAGCACAUCCCUGCUACACUGGAGUGUUUGAUUCGAUCUACUCUUCUGUGCGUGUCUGCCCUAGGUGUGAUCUCAUAUGUCACACCCGUGUUCCUCAUCGCGCUCACACCCCUUGCCAUUGCCUGCUACUUCAUCCAGAAAUACUUCAGAGUGGCGUCCAAAGAUCUGCAGCAGUUGGAGGACAGCACCCAACUGCCUCUGCUUUCUCACUUCUCUGAGACCGUGGAGGGACUCACUACCAUCAGGGCCUUCAGGUACGAGGCCAGGUUUCGCCAGAGGCUCCUGGAGUUCACGGACGCUAAUAACGUCGCAUCGCUUUUCCUCACCGCUGCUAACCGCUGGCUUGAAGUCCGCAUGGAGUACAUUGGCGCCUGUAUUGUCCUCAUAGCUGCAGUCGCCUCCAUCACCAGCUCUCUCUGCAGCUAUCUGUCCACGGGCCUGGUUGGGCUAGGACUGACCUAUGCUCUGAUGGUGUCGAACUACUUGAACUGGAUGGUGCGUAACCUGGCUGACAUGGAGGUGCAGCUGGGUGCGGUGAAGAGGAUUAAUAGUCUUCUGAAGACCGAGCCAGAGAACUACGAGGGACUGCUCUCUGCGUCCCAGGUCCCAGAGGGAUGGCCCCAGCGGGGGGAGAUCCAGAUCCAGAACCUGAGCGUGAGGUAUGACAGCUCUCUCAAGCCCGUCCUAAAGCACGUCAACGCCCACGUCAGGCCCGGACAAAAGGUGGGCAUCUGUGGUAGAACAGGAAGUGGCAAAUCUUCCUUCUCCUUAGCCUUUUUCCGCAUGGUGGACACUUUUGAGGGACGGAUAAUUAUAGAUGAUAUUGACAUAGCGAAGCUGCCUCUUCAGACACUUCGGAGUCGCUUCUCAAUCAUUCUCCAAGACCCCAUUCUCUUCAGUGGAACAAUCCGCUUUAAUCUAGAUCCAGAGAUGAAGGCUACAGACAGCAUGCUUUGGGAAGCUCUGGAAAUCGCCCAGCUCAAACCAGUAGUAAAAACCCUGCCUGGGGGACUUGACGCCAUACUGACAGAAGGUGGGGAGAACUUCAGCCAGGGCCAGCGUCAGCUCUUCUGCCUGGCGCGAGCGUUUGUGCGCAAGAGCAGCAUUCUGAUCAUGGAUGAAGCCACGGCCUCCAUAGAUAUGGCCACGGAGAGCAUUCUGCAGAGAGUCGUAAUGACAGCAUUCGCUGAUAGAACCGUGGUGACCAUAGCACAUCGAGUGCACACCAUCCUAAAUGCAGACCUGGUGAUCGUGAUGAAGAGGGGGGUCAUUCUGGAGUACGAUAAGCCAGAGGUUCUGCUUGGUGCUGAUGACAGUGUUUUUGCCUCUUUCGUUCGGGCAGACAAAUGACCACCAAGGACCUUCGACUGAAAGUGCAAUUGUACCCUGUAUUAUUGUUUUAUAUUUCAUUAUGCCUGUAAAUAAGAUGCGGUUUCUUUACUAAUAAAAGAGAAAUUCCUACAUA